Molecule: messenger RNA, 2690 nt
Organism: Onychostoma macrolepis
Lineage: Eukaryota; Metazoa; Chordata; Actinopteri; Cypriniformes; Cyprinidae
Gene: ncln
Product: nicalin
Exons: 15
Coding region: 184-1896 (570 amino acids)
Biological process (GO): regulation of signal transduction
Cellular component (GO): endoplasmic reticulum membrane
Source: RefSeq, a predicted model, not a curated record
AGCUAAACGUACAUCGAUUAAACGGUAGUCUCUUAACAAUACAGGCAGGCGUGUAGGUGUCCGUUGACUUCGCCUGUCUGAAACUCUCCCCGCGGCUGCUGACAGCUCGAGCGCUCGCCGUCAGUCAUUCAUUCCGUGUUUUCUCGGUUUCUCUGCGUCGGGAUCCAGCGCUCCGGCUCCAGUAUGUUCGAGGAGGCCAGCGAGGUGUUGGAGAACAUGCUGAAGUGGUCUUUCCCGCUGAGUCUGGUACUGUUUCUGGUCCUGGUGUGUCCGCUGCGCGCGGAAGCGGCGCACGAGUUCAGCGUCUACCGCAUGCAGCAGUACGACCUGCAGGGACAAACCUACGGUUCCCGUAACGCCAUUCUGAACACGGAGGCUCGUACGGUGGAGGCCGAGGUGCUCAGCCGUCGAUGUGUGAUGAUGCGGCUCGCCGAUUUCUCUUACGAGAAAUAUCAGAAAGCGCUGCGACAGUCGGCGGGGGCCGUGGUCAUCAUACUGCCCCAGAACAUGUCCACUAUGCCGCAGGACAUAGUGCAGCAGUUCAUGGAGCUGGAGCCGGAGCUGCUGGCCACGGAGACCAUCGUGCCCGUGUACUUCGCUCUGGAGGACGAGGAGCUGCUGUCCAUCUACACGCAAACACAGAUCUCCUCUUCCUCACAGGGGUCUUCAUCAGCUGCUGAAGUGCUGCUGCACACAGCGACAGCUAACGGUUUUCAGAUGGUGACCAGUGGAGCUCAGAGUAAAGCUGUCAGCGAUUGGGCAAUUACUAGUCUAGAGGGUCGUCUCACAGGUGCGGGAGGAGAAGAUCUGCCCACUAUCGUGCUGGUGGCUCACUACGACUCUUUCGGAGUUGCUCCGUGGCUGUCGUACGGCGCGGACUCGAACGGCAGCGGCGUCGCCAUAUUGCUGGAGCUCGCGCGACUGUUUUCCAGACUCUACUCUUACAAACGCACUCAUGCAGGAUACAACCUGCUGUUUUUCUUGUCGGGAGGCGGGAAGUUUAACUAUCAAGGCACGAAACGUUGGCUGGAGGACAACCUGGAUCACACAGAUUCCAGUCUGCUCCAGGACAACGUGGCGUUUGUUUUAUGUCUGGACACUCUGGGUAACGGCGACAACCUUCACCUCCACGUGUCCAAACCACCGAAAGAGGGAAGUCCACAGCACGCCCUGCUCAAAGAACUAGAGAUGGUUGCGGCCCAUCAGCACCCCGACCUGAAGUUCUCAAUGGUCCACAAGAAGAUCAACCUGGCCGACGACACUCUGGCGUGGGAGCACGAGCGCGGCAUCCGCCGCCUGCCUGCCUUCACCCUGUCCCACCUGGAGAGCCACCGCAGCCCCGCGCGCCACUCCAUCAUGGACAUGCGGUCAGUGUCGUCCUCUCUGGAGGGCGCGGGAGAGGCCACCGCUGGGCCUCAUGUGGAUCUGACGAAGCUCAGUCGCAACACUAAAGUCAUCGCCGAAGCGCUGACGAGAGUCAUAUACAACCUGACGGAGAAGGGCGUCAGCGGAGACCUGGAGAUCUUCACUGAACAGAUGGUGCAGGAGGAUCAGCUGGCGUCGCUGGUGGACUGGCUGACGGCCCAACCGCGAGCCGCCCAGCUGGUAGACAAAGACAGCAGCAUCGUUAACACGCUGGAGUAUCACCUGAACCGCUAUCUGAAGGACGUCAAGAGACACCUGGUCAGAGCCGAUAAGAGGGACCCUGAAUUUGUUUUUUAUGAUCAACUGAAGCAGACCAUGAAUGCUUAUAGGGUAAAACCAGCAAUCUUUGACCUGCUGCUAGCCGUCUGUAUCGCAUCUUAUCUUGGAGUGCUGUAUUUGGCUGUACAGAAUUUUGGAUUUCUGUAUGGUUUCCUGCGUAGAGUCACGGCUCCUCGGGUCAAACAGCACUAACAUGCAACCGUCUCUUCACAAUACGAGGGGCCGCCGGGGUCUCACAGCAGAGCCAAGAGUGUGUUUGCUUUCUUUAUUUCACUAGUUUGUUUGAUUGAUUUAGUUUUCUGAGAAUGAACGUUGAUUUCCAUGCCAAGAGUUUCAUCCACUACAUCUCCACUAGCCUUUCAAGUCUUCCUUGUCUCAGCGUUGCCUCAAGUCCUGCGUCCUUAAAAAUACAAUCCGUAAUUGCUCAAACAGAGUUGAUUUCAAUUUAAAUCGCAAACAAAUCUGUUCCCAUGUAAUGUCGUCAUGAAAUGUGCCCUUCUUGCAUCAAUUACGGACUGUACUUCUAAGCAGUGUUUCCUGAAAACCUUUCCUCGUGUGGUUAUUCUUCACUGGCAGCUACUAUAAAGUGGGCCAAAAUCGUUGCUGGUUGAGUUGAAGUCUGUCAACGCUCCUCAAUCUUCGUCACGCGCUCACACGAGUCUCAACUCAAACUGCUGAUUCUCUUCGGAGCGAGUAUUAUAUAUAAAUAUAUAGAUUGUGAUGUUUGGAAACCUGGCAUUUCAUGUUUUGCAAAUUGUUUUAUCCUUAAGUUUUUCGUCAAAAGAUAAAUAUUAAUUAUUCCAUGAUUCUUUAGACAUUUUAUAACUCCCAUUUCUUUCUUCAAUCCCAAUUCCACGUGUGGUUUUGACAUUCACUUCUACUUUCGCCAUUUAUUGGCAAGUAGUGUGGUACAAAUUUGCUGUUAUUUAUAGAAGCUGAUAUGCUUCGACAUGCACUGAUUAAAUUUCUUUUUUUUUUUUUUCAAA